Molecule: messenger RNA, 4073 nt
Organism: Mesoplodon densirostris (Blainville's beaked whale)
Lineage: Eukaryota; Metazoa; Chordata; Mammalia; Artiodactyla; Ziphiidae
Gene: ZNF667
Product: zinc finger protein 667
Exons: 8
Coding region: 879-2813 (644 amino acids)
Biological process (GO): regulation of transcription by RNA polymerase II
Cellular component (GO): nucleus
Molecular function (GO): DNA-binding transcription factor activity, RNA polymerase II-specific; RNA polymerase II transcription regulatory region sequence-specific DNA binding
Source: RefSeq, a predicted model, not a curated record
GGAGACUGAGUUCAAUCACUAACGGCCAAUGAUUUAAGCAAUCGUGCCUAAGUAAUGAAGCCUCCACAAAAACUCAAAAGAACGGAGUUCAGAGAGCUUCCGGGUUGGUGAACACAUGGACACACUGGAAGAGCGACUCGCGGUCACCUCACGCACCGCCACAGGAGGUCGCUCGCGUCCCCGCCCGCCCGACGCGCAGCCGCGUCACUACACGGGGCGGAAACGGGCCGCAGGGCCUCCUGGGAGAUGUAGUCUGGGGCCUGGAAAGGCGCCGCGCAAAGGACUCUGGGGCUGUUCGUUCAGAGAAGGCGCAAGCGGUAUCCCACCCCUGGCCUGGAGAAACAUCCCUUCGCCCCUCUCCUGGGUCCAUUCGUGUCCGGGCCGGACAGAUCGGAGCCAGCGCGGGCCGGGAUCCCUCAACCUCACGAUUCGGGCGUGGCCGUCCUGAACGGCGCCACGUCCCGGAGGCUUCUGCACUGUGUGAGAAUUCUUACUUCGGCCCUCUUAGUGUCAGGCUUCCUUGGUGAUGCGUGGUGUAUACUGAAUUAAAAAGGAAAAGGAAGGCAAGAAAUAACCGUGUGCCUAUUCCUGAAGAUCUCUCAUGUAAACUUUUAACAGCGAAGGGUGAAGCAGGUUUUGUUUACCCCAUUGCACAGCAGUGCUGAGUUCUUGGAGAAAAUUAUUUUGUGGACAAGAAUCGUGCUCCUUCAACUUGGGGUGUGUGCCAAGGGCAAACAGCCAUGAGAAACCACAGGAUGGAUGCGUUGCCACUUCCUGGAGCAAUCCAUUUUACUUGAGGAAUCAGAAGGGAAGAAUCCGCCCCACCUUCUCAGCACUCUGCCCCUCUCCAAAUUGAAACCCUCAAGGGGGAGGAAAGGAUGCCUGCUGCACGCGGGAAAUCCAAGUCCAAGAAUCCUGGCACCAUGUAUCUCCCGUGUUUGGAAGUCCAACGUUUUCUCAGCCAUGUGGAAGCACAAGCCCACGGUGAAAGGACAUGUGAUUUUCCAUUUCAGGCACCAGUCACAUUUGGGGAUUUGGCCAUCUACUUCUCCCAGGAGGAGUGGGAAUGGCUGAGCCCCAUUCAGAAGGAUCUGUAUGAAGAUGUCAUGUUGGAAAACUACCGGAACUUGGUUUCUCUCGGACUUUCCUUUCGGAGGCCAAAUGUGAUCACCUUAUUGGAAAAAGGGAAAGCACCCUGGAUGGUGGAGCCAGUGAAAAGACGCCGGGGCUUGGACUUAGGGUCUAAAUGUGAGACCAAGAAGUUAUCUCCAUAUCAGUGCAACAAAUCUGGGCAAAGCAUCUAUCAGAAAGCAGUUUCUGCACCACAAAAAGUUCCCACAGGAAAGAGAGGCUGCAAGAAAAAUUCAGUCCUAAUAAAACCCAAGAAAGUGCAUUCAAAGAAGAAAUCUCUAAAAUGUAACGACUGUGGGAAAUUCUUUAGUCAAAGCUUAUCUCUUAAACUUCAUCAGAACUCUCAUACUGGAGAGAAGCCUUAUGAAUGCAGCAAUUGUAGAAAAGCUUUCAGACAGAUCUCAUCCCUUAUUCUUCAUCAGAAAAUUCACAAUGGAAGGAAAAGCUAUGAAUGUGAUAAAUGUGGGGAAAGCUUCAUUCAAAGAACAACCCUUAUUUUACAUGGGAGAAGUCAUGAUGAAAAGGAAAUCUUUGACUGUGGGAAGGCCUUGAGUCAAUGCCAAUCUCUGAGUAUACAUCAGAAAAUCCACCUUGUCCAAAAUGUCUACCAGUGCAGAAAAUGUGAAAAAGCCUUCAUUCGAAUGUCAUCUUUUUUACUUCAUAAGAAAAUUCACAAUGGAAAGAAAAUACAUAAAUGCAAUGAAUGUGGGAGAGGCUUCAGUAAGAAAUCAGUCCUUGUUCUACAUAAAAAAAUUCAUACUGGAGAGAAAACCCAUGAAAGUGAGAAGGCCUUAAAUCAGAGUUUACAGCAGAGAAGUCACCAUAUAGAGAAUCCUUAUAAAUGCAGAAAAUGUGGGAAAUCCUUUAAUAGGAUUUCAUCCAUUAUGCUUCAUCAGAGAAUUCACGCUUCAAAGAAACCCUACAAAUGUGAUAAAUGUGAGAAGAUCUUCAUGCGGCUUUCAACCCUUACUCUGCAUGUAAGAAUUCAUAAUAGAGAAAAACUGUACAGAUGUAAUAAAUGUGAGAAGGUCUGCAACCGGCAUUCAUCCCUUAUUCAACAUCAGAAAAUUCAUACAAAGAAAAAGAAACUGUUUGAAUGUAAGGAAUGUGGGAAGAUGUUUUCUGGAAUUGCCAACCUUAAAAUACAUCAAAACAUUCAUUCUGAAGAGAAACCUUUCAAAUGCAAUAAAUGUAGUAAAGUUUUUGGCCGCCAGUCAUUUCUUAUUGAACAUCAGAGAAUCCAUACUGGAGAAAAACCCUAUCAGUGUGAGGAAUGUGGGAAAGCCUUCAGUCACCGAAUAUCUCUUACUCGACAUAAGAGAAUUCAUACUGAAGAUAGACCCUAUGAAUGUGAUCAGUGUGGGAAGGCCUUCAGUCAGAGUGCACACCUCGCCCAACAUGAAAGAAUUCACACUGGAGAGAAACCAUAUACAUGCAAAACGUGUGGGAAGGCCUUUAGCCAACGCACAUCCCUUAUUCUACAUGAAAGAAGUCAUACUGGAGAGAAACCCUAUGAAUGUAACGAAUGUGGGAAGGCAUUUAGCAGUGGCUCAGAUCUUAUUCGGCAUCAGAGAAGUCAUUCUUCAGAGAAACCCUAUGAGUGUAGUAAAUGUGGGAAGGCAUAUAGUCGGAGCUCAUCCUUGAUUCGACAUCAGAAUACACAUUCUGAGGAAAAGGCUUAAGAUUGUUUUAAAUAUGUAAAAGCUAAGAGGGAGGCUAGCAAAGUAGCAGAGACACAGGCAUGGGAAAAUGCAUUUGUCUGUAACAUAAAUUGUGUAAAAAUGGGACAGUUUGAUGAUGUGUCCCACUUUGAAACCCAAAGAGCAAAAGUCAUUGGUGAUUUUGACCUGAGUAUUUGAAAUCAACUGAGGCAGUGACUUUAUCAUAGGUCUUUGUUUCAAAAUAGCAAGCUCAGAUGAUAGGAUCAGUCAUUUUUAAUGAAGAGCAUUCUUCAUUUGAUAAAAAUAACUGGUACUUUAUUUCCAAUGUAAUUUUAAAGCUAUUUCAUUGGUUAUGUACAACAAAGUGAAUUGUAAAUCCAUUUUUCUGGAUGGAGCUGUGAGCCUGAUUUAAGGUCACAUGAAGAAAGAGUUUGAGUUUGUCCCUUAGAACUAGAAGUAUCACACAGAAGGGAUUUCCUCAUAAACCAGGGUGCCAUUUUCAGCUGGCAGAAACUUCUGGUUGAGAAUAAAGAAGAUUGAGUAAAGAUAGCACUCACAAUUGUGUGGAGCAAUAGAGUCAUUACCAUACUGUCUCUAUGGAUAUGAAGACGUAUGAUCUUAAUGGUGUGAAAAAUCUAACAAGCCUGGGACAAGCUAAUGAAAAAAAAAACAGGAUGUAUUGAAGAAUGAGGAACUUCAGAACAAGGAGAAAUCAUUUGUUACUGUUUUGUUUGAAAACGAAUUUAUAUUUAUAUGAGUAACAUUGGUAUUUUCCUGUGAAAACACUGGUGUACAACAAGUGAUUGGUGGAGAAUGGGAUGUCAUGGUCUGAAUGUGUCCUCCCAAAAUUCGUUUGUUAAAACCCUAACCCCCAAUGUGAUUGUAUUUGGAAUUGAGGCCUUUGGGAGAUAAUAAGGGUUAGAUGAGGCCAUGAGGGUGGGGCCCUCAUAAUAGGAUUAGUGUUUUUAAAGAAGAGACACCAGAGACCUCUGCCAUGUGACGACACAGCAAGAAGGUGGCUAUCUGCAAGCCGAGAAACUAGCCCUCACCAGUAUCCAACCUUGUGGCAUCCUGAUCUCAGACUUUCAGCCUCCAAAACUGUGAGAAAUAAAUUUUGUUUACAUCACCCAGUCUAUGGUAUUUUGUUAUGGCAACCUAAACUGACUAAUACAUGGGAAAAACCCUGCAUUUAUGUGCCAGGCUCUUUCAUGUCAGCUGUUCACCAUAUAUAUAAUAGUUUUCAGUGCUUCUUUCCAGUUUGUGCAAAAUGUGUAAGAAAUA